AACAAAUUUCUGGCGGUCUGCUCCUCGGCGAUUUAUCGCAUAAAUACCCGUUGUGUGUAUUGUGAAAAAUACAUCGUGUUUAUCGAUCCAAAACCGCCGCUCCGCGCCGCGUUUUACCGCGACCCGUCAGCUUUAAGGGAACGGCAAGCAAAACAAACAGGUCGACAGAAGAAAGAUAUCGGUUGCCGGUCGGUGCUUCGGUCAGACGGACAGAGAGGUUAUCAAGCGUAGCUCAUUUGCAUGUUGUAACGGUUCGCUUCUCGCGCCGGUGAAAUAUGCGGAUGCGCUCCAGAUCUGUGGUUAUGUUGUCGUAUUAUUCGCAUGUUCGGCCCGUUAUGACGGUCAGUCCGUUCGGGUUUUGUCAGCGUGACAUUUCGCGUUUUUAAAGCGACAUUGCCUUGCAAAGAUCGAAGUCAUUUUUAUUCGCGCAUUUCACUGAUAUAUCGACUAUGCAUACGCGGCGGCUGGUGAAGCGCUCGGUCAUCGGGAGCCGCGUCUACGCGCCGGGUUUAACGGGAGACGCGGCUCCGCUCACGGGAGUGAUCCAGGCUGUCAAACAAGACAACAGAGAUGCCUCGACCGGCCAUCGGCGCAACGUGUACACGGUGCUCAUGCAAGACGGGAGCUUGAAGGAGUACUCGGAGGAGGAGAUUGCACAGAUGACCGCGAAAGCGCCGCUGAAGUCGAGCCUGAAGAGCACCUGUAAUGGUGGCCAGCGGGACGGGCCCACGCAGGGCCAGAAUGGGGGCGUGCAGAGAGGAGAGGCCCCCUCCCUCAGCCCUGAGAGCACAGAGGAGCCACGGGUGCUGGAGCACAAGAGGACGGGACGGGCGCUGGAGCCGGAGAAAGAUCACACCCGCUCUGUGUCUCUGCUGGAACAAAAACGCAAGGUGGUCUCUUCUAGCAUCGACGUACCACAAGCCAGGAAGUCAGAGGAGGAGGUGGACAUGGAUAAGGUGACGGCUGCCAUGGUGUUGACCAGCUUGUCCACUAGUCCUCUGGUGCGCAGCCCUCCUGUAAAAGUUAGUGAGGGUCUGAACGGCUCGUGGAAGGACGGGGGCUUUACUCCAUCCAGCUACAGCAGCAGUGGAUAUUGGAGUUGGAGUGCGCCCAGUGACCAGUCCAACCCAUCCACGCCGUCCCCACCCCUGUCCGCUGACAGUUUCAAACCCUUUCGGAUGCCCAGCCUCAGCGGCCUGCCAGAUGACAACAUCGAUGAGCAUGAUGGGAACAGCUUGCUGUUUGAUGAACCCAUCCCCCGCAAACGCAAGAACUCCAUGAAGGUGAUGUUCAAGUGUCUGUGGAAGAACUGUGGGAAGGUCUUGAGCACAGCAGCCGGGAUCCAAAGGCACAUUCGAACCGUUCACCUGGGGAGGAACUGUGACUCAGAGUGCAGUGACGGAGAGGAGGAUUUCUACUACACUGAGAUCAAGCUGAACACCGACUCUGUGGCGGACGGUUUGAGCAGUCUGUCUCCUGUGUCCCCAUCUGUGCUGUCCCCCCCGCCGGCUUUGGACCAGAGACAGCCGGAUGGCACUAACGGAGCAAAGAGCGAGAACAGCACCACCACCACCACCACCACCACCACCACCUCUCAGCCGCUCUGCUCCCAGCGCACUCUACCUAGUGCACACAGACCACGCCUACCAGGCCUCCCCCACUCACAGCCGAACGCAGGGCUUUGGGGAGCAGCGCUCUCAGACCAUUGCGGUGCUCUCGUCUCCCCCCAGAGCCGCAGGCUCACUCAGGAAGUCACGAGGCGAGGGAAAGAAGUGUCGUAAGGUGUACGGCAUGGAAAACAGAGACAUGUGGUGCACGGCCUGCCGCUGGAAGAAAGCCUGCCAGAGAUUUGUUGACUGAAACAGCUGUGACGGCUUACACACAAAAACAGGGUGGGCUUCCUUUGCAUGCAUAGCAUAAUGAAAUACAUCCCUUCUCUUUCUUACUGACCACAGACCCACCCUGCUUCACCUUAAACCCACAUGGACUUCGAGGGUCAAGCCCUUAUGCAUUCCCUCCUAAACCAUCGCACUCCCAAUCUUUGCAGAUUUCCAACUCUCCCUUUGAGGCGGAUUGCUUUACACUGCAAAAAGUAAAAAAAAAAAAAAAAAAAAAAAAAAAAAAAAAAAAAGACUUGUGAUCCAUCUCUUUUUGUUUGUGUUCAGUAUACUGCUUAAAAACAUUCUUGUCAGUUCCUAAAGGACCAGUCAGGGCAAGACCAGCCUCUGUCCAUGCUCUUUUUAAAAGAGAAGAAAGCUCUCUUUCAGACUGUGCAAGUGCUAUAAACCCAACCGGAGAAAGUGUUUCUUUUUCCAUGGGCACAUUUUCACAUUUCUCCUGCCCAUUUUACUGAAGGUUAAGGGUUGGACAGCGAGAAAACCCUGUCUUCUCAAGAAUGUACCACCACAGGGGUUUGUUUUGGGAUGUUGACUGGACAGCUCCCCUGAAUGGAAAUUUCUCAAUGCAAAAAAAAACAAAAAAACAACGUAAAAAAUAAAUAUGGGAAGAGAAGGACUUUCAGCUCCCCCUUUCAGCCGUGCUGACACAAGCAAUUGCACCUACGAAGGACGGAUUUUAUAUCUCUGGUUUUAUAUUUGCGUUUACCAAUAGGACAUUUCUUUCAGGGAUGCGAUCAGUAAAAGCAAAACCAGCAGUUAGAUUUUACAGCAAAGAACUCAGUGCUUUUUGUCACAGGAAUACCUUCUUGCUACCAAAAAGGGUUUUUUUAUGUGCCAUUUUUUUCUUCUUUUUUUUGCUUUGUGUGUAACUGACUUCAACAGAACGAAGUACAAAGACUGCGAUCAUUAAAACCCAGUGGCACAGACUCGCAUCAAAGUUAGAGAUCGCAAGAAACAGCCAUUCAGGCAACCUCUCCUUCCCAUUGGACUCCAUCUGCAGGAACGAACUGCAUUCAUAUUAGAGCCAUAUAUGAACCGUGGUGGUUUCACGCCACAGUCUGUUGCCUAGAGAGGCUCAACCAACAUGCCCAAGUAAAAAAAAAACUCUGCAAAGUGGUUAAUUUUACCUCUGAAAGGUGAAGAGCUCUUUACCUCUCACCUUUUCCUGACCUCACAGGUUCAAGUAGGAAGUAAUAAAAAUAACAAAUGCCACAUCUACUCCAGCACAGGAGCUGGAAGCACUCAGAUGCGGUGGUGUUAUUAUUCUUCUGUAGUUGGUACAGUAUUGUAUAACACUGGUCACAGGAGGAUGGACGUCUUUUCACGAUGGGCUUCUUUGCAAAGGAUGACCAGAAAAAUUGUCCCACGACGUCAACACUUGGUUUGGCUCUUAAGGAAUAUGGCUGCUUGGUUGUCAAUUGUUAUCUGGCACUGCUUUGGUGGCUCUGAUGCAGUCUAAAAUAUGAUAUCAUCUACGUAACAUCAACAAGCUAGUUAACUCAUAAAUCUGCAAACAAUGCUAAUUGUGAUCAACUCAUUGUCUGUAUCUGUUUUCUUCAUCACACUGUUUCCCUUACUGUCGAUAUAUAUGUAUAUAGAUAAGGUAUAUAGUAUUAAACCCCCAAAACAGAGUGUUUAUGCUCAUCGUAACACUUGGUUUUAAUGGUCGAACGGCUUUGUUCACACUGCACAUAUAUCAGAUUUGUUUGUAUAAUGUAGUCAAUAUCCUAUAGCUCCAAAUGGGUUAUAUACGAAUGCUAUAAACAUCAUCCUGACAAGAGAUUAAAAGAAACAUGGAUCUAAAAGUACAGUAGACUACUUGGAAUCUAGUUACAAUUGACAUUAAGAAAUACGCUCUGAUUUCACACUCAUGAACAUCCUCAGCGGUUCAGAAUACAAAAAACUUGAUCAUUUAAUGUAAUGUAAUUUCAAACAUGUGGUUUGGAUCUGGUUUGUUUAAUGUGGUACAAAAAAAAAUCUAUUGAUUGAAAAAAAAAUAAAUAAAUGUAAAAAAAAAAAAAAAAUCUGAAUUUUGCUGCCUUGUGAAUAAAGCCAAAUAGACCAACAGAAAAAAAACUAAAGGCAUUUUAAAUGUGAAUCUAUAAUUAAGAUCCAUGUAAAAUUAAUAUGAAUCUAAAUAACAUCUCCAAGAAAACACUGUCACUGGUUUAAUGUCUAUAUAGAAAAAAAAGAAAAUUCAGAAACAACCUAGAGUUCAUGACUGUUUCUGCAUUUUGAUCUCUAAUUUUCCUUUUUCUCACUUUCUGUUGACAUGAUUCAACAGAUCUUGCAAGGAAAAGGUCUCCAGGGCCUUGCGUCUUUCCGUAUGACUGGAGGCAACCUGUUUGUGAAAGCACAGCUAUGCUGAAGCCACACACCAGCACCCAUGGGCUCUAGCACUCCAAUUCUACUCCAAUGCUUAUUGAAACUUUUUGUGAUCUCAUGCCAGACAUGAAGUUGAGUUUCAAUAAUUAAACAGCUGCAUAUUUCGGCCCCUCCGCUGGUGUGAGGAACAUCUCAGAGGCUGCUGCUUGUCCCUCCAUUCCCUUCCUGGUGCUAUUUUAGACCAAAGGGUCUAAGAGAUCUCACAGGCGUUUUACGUAAGAGGGCAAGCUGAUGUCUACAGUUGUUUACAUUGAGAAUUGGGGAAACUCUUUCCAUCACGGUUUCCUACAAAUGAGGAAGUAGAAGGAUAUUUCUAAAUGUUAGCUAAAAAUAUGCUCUUGCCUCGGAUAAGCUGUUAUGUGAAGAUAAGAUCACGGUGCAUUUGGUUUCUAAUGAUGUUUCACACACACCUGUCACCAUGGUGCUUUUGUAUUGGCUGCAGUUUUGUUAGCUAGGCCACGGCGCAUUACUCGUGUUCAUUAGGGGUGCUAGUUUUCUUGUGCACAGGCCUUUGUUUUGUCGUACAACGUGUAAUUUAACAUGCACAUGGUGCGUAUCAAGCUGCAACAUGAGUGUGGCGUGUUUUCACUAUUUACUUUCUUUAUCGCCAACUUCGUACACAGGUUAAACAGUAUAUAAUGUACCUUCAAUACUUCUAUAAGCUACCUGGUAAACAGUAUUUAGGACUAGUGCUGCUCAUGAAUACCUACUUGGGUCCAUGUCUCAUAGUAAAGCAGUACAAAGCUUUUAAUGUUCAGAUCCAGCAAGAUGCCGAGGUGUUAGCUGUCUUUAGCCUAAGUAGUCUUCUCUGGUUCCGUGUAAACAUACCGUAUAGGUAAUUAACAACAAUAACUAAUAACGCUAUCAUAUUACUCAAAAUGUGUAACUGUUUUGAUCAGUAUACUAAGCUACUUUAACACGCCGGUGUACAGAUCCUAGGGAACAGAUUAAGAUGCUUCCCAUUCUGAACUUUCACCAGGUCCAGAGUUUAACACGCCAGUUUAGCUGCUUUAAAAGAUGCAGAAAAGUCUCGCCAUCUCUUUUCCCACGCAUCCAUGUGAGGAAAAUCUGAAAGUGCGAUGUUAAUCGGAUACCCAUAUGUCUUUGGUUGGUAUUAGUGUUGGAUCUGUGCAGAUGUUUAGAGUGGGUGUGCGUAUCCCAUGUCAGACUGACCCAAUCUGACUGUCUUAGCGUAGACUGAAUCGUUUGUGUAACUCCAAACCGCCGCUCAGCUAUAGCCAGAUGGCAGAUGGGCCACUCAGUAGUCUACUUACAUAACUUGUGUGUUUGUGUCGAGGCACAAACAGCAAGAACAAGUAGAGGCCGUUGAUGGGACUGAGUCUGCAAAAAAAAAAGAGGCUGUAGUCGAGAGGAACAUUCCAGACUACACAUUUAAAUCUUUUUGUUAUGAAACAGCAUCAUCAGGAUGGAACGUACUCUCUAUUAGGGGGCUUAUAAUAUCUGCUGUCACUGGACAGUAUUGGCAUUCUGCAAUGCAUACUAACGAGAAAUAGCUGCCGGGUUCCCGUGGUAUAUGAUCAGGUCAUGUCUAUCCUAGGUGGAGAGGGGUCCUGAGAGGAUUUGUUUUAGUUUUUUUCCAUGGAGGGGGCCAGUCCCUCUGACCGCUUUCAGGAAUGUAUUUGUAUGAGAAUAUAUAGGAGUCUGACUGUGCCUUGGUGAGGUCUGAGAUUGUGCGUGGAGAUGCACAGAAAAGCAAAGGAAUGUUUCUGGUGUCGGCUUGUCUGAGUUCAUCAUUUCGUCUGGAUUUAAAUGUGUGGGAGUGGAGGCCCCUUUUUUUACUGAUUUGAGGACUAGCUCUCGAUUUAUUUUUUUUUCCAGCUCAAAGAGUCUUUUGAUGAAUUUGAAGCUUUGGGGGUGGGGGGGUGUCUUUUCCCGGUUGUGCUUUGUACACGAUUUUUAGCUACAAUAUCGUAGUUGUUUUUGUCUCGUUGUUUUCAUCUCCGGUUUAGGAAACGCAGCGGGAAACGUUUAAUCAACAUUUCAAACAGGGGUUUGUUAAAUACGGCUGCGUUUUAAGAACUGGGGAGCGUUUUUCUUACAAGAUGCUUAAACAGUGAGAUCAUCCAUUAUUGUCAGAGACUAAAACUCCAGCCUAACCGAUAGGACCAUGCACAGAAGAUCUUAGCAUUAUGAAUCACAAGCUUGGUUGGAUCCAGAUACCGAUUUAUGUUUCCAUCAUGUCUUUCAAAGUAGGGCUGCAUGAUGUGGGGGGAAGAUUUCUGUGCGUGUUUGUCAUUACAAGAUGAUUUUAGCUGCAUAUUGACUUAACAAAUGCACAUUAUAAACGACUCAAACUCCACGUGUUUAUAUGGAGCAGCGUUUACUGCGACACCGACAACACCAGAUCAUAAGCUGCUCAUGUGUAACCGAACACCGUGCUGCGCUUCAGUCUAAAACACACAUUGCAUAUAUUUAUUAAGUUACAUUUUAUGAUUUGAUAUUCGCAUCAAGCCAUUUCAUGAUUUGGGUUUUAAUUUUAACGAAUCAUGCAGCCCUAUCUCAAAAGAUCUCAGACAAUAAGCAGGACAUAAUGCAACACGUUUAUCUCAAGCCUUUUUUGUAUUGAGAGAAAAAACGUCCAAACCCAUCCAAGAAUCUUCAAGAAGUCUCUUUACAUCUUGAAAAUAAGGUGCCAAAAGACACCAUGGGAAUGUAGGCUCAAUGCUCUGAAUGGAUUAUCUCACUGCUGACCUUGUCAAUCAAGAACCAUGUUAACCUCAAGAACUCAAAGACUGUCGCACUGGAUUUUUACACUUUUUCAAGUAUUUGCUGAUCUAACUGUAUUUUUUAAUACUGCAUGUGCAUGCCGAAGAAAACAAACAAAAAAUAUGAUCUGAAUUUAUGAAUGUUGUUUGUGAUGUUUUAUCUGUAAAAACAGGCACAGGGCAGGCAGGCUGCUGUUACUAUAGUAAUGACAUGCAAAAUCUACUUCCUCUGAAAGUGUACUCGUUUCCAUCAUGCGAUUUUAGCAACUUUUCACAGUCGCCCAUUUACAUGCUAUAUUCUGACGCAAAGGGCACAUUUUUAAAAGGGACAGUUAAACACCCCAAAAAAUGAAUAGUGUGGAUAACGGGGCCUUAAAUGCAGAGAACCACUGCGUGAGCCGUUUAGUAUGGAUAAAAAGCAUCCUGAACAUUUUUCAAAACAUCUCUUUUUGUUUUCCAGACAGCAACAUACAGAUUUAGGACAAGUAAAUAUUUUUGGGGGUGAUCUAUAUCUUUAAGAUAAAGUGCUUGACUCUGAUUGGCUGAAGAGCUGAUAGAAACUGCCACAUUCUGCAGUCAUUCCACUGGGUCUGGGCUAAAAGCCAAAUUUGUGUGGCUUCUUAGACCUGUUCUAUACUUAGCAUCGUGUUCUCAUAUCUAGUGAUUUUAUGGGGGCCAUAAAAACAAACAGAUGCUGAUGAUAAAAGAACCAGCUUCUGACCAUCGUUGAACAGGGAAUAAUAACAAACGCCUGAUGGGUACUACAUAAGCACUUCGAAAUGAUCUAAAAGAGAGGACCAGUUCGUCUCGAGGACCAAUGUAGUCAGCCCAAACUGUGCUUUUUUUAAUUUUUGGUUCACACAUUUCUGUCCCAUUGUCUGUUCUUUUGACAUUCCUGAUUUUACAAGUACUGUUUGAUGUUAAGAACGGGCAUCUGAUGCCCUGUGCACAUGAUGGAAGCCUACUGUUUAAAGAGAAAAAGGGAAAACUCAGGAUGUCUUCAUCUUUGCAUGCCGCUGCUAGCAGAAAAAAAUGCAGCAGUUGAGUUGUAAAGCCAUAAAGGAAAAGAGGUGUGUUUGGGGUGACUCAUGCCAUUUACCAAAAUUAUUAUUUUGACCAGUAAGCAAUGUCUAGACUAUAUUCAAUAACUGUGUAUUAUUCAUUAUUGCACACUGACUAUAUGUAUAUUGGAGCUGUUCGUUGAAGAAGGUACUUGACAUCUCUAUGCCAAUGUGAAGGAUAAAGUCAUUGAUGGGGGACAGAAUUUAUUGUAGAUGCAAUAGCUAUAAAUGUAGCUAUGAAUAAAUGGAUGAUAUAUUUAUAUAUGAUUAUAAAAGAAAAUAUUGUUAUCCUGAAGAGGGACACCCUUGAAUUUGGCAGGUUUUAAAAUAACAAAAACAAAAAAAAGACUUUGUACCAUAAAAAGAUUAUACCAUAUUAUGCAUAUAACUUUUUGACAUCAGCACUAACGACCCGGGGAUUAGGCCUACAGCCGAAAUUGUUACUUAGGUUCAAAUUCAACGAAAACCCAAAGAUUAUUUCUCAAAUAAGGCACGACAUAUCACAGCAAAUACUCAGCAUAAAUGUCACUUGGCAUUAACGUAAAAUAACAAUAAUAAGCUUAUUAUGGUGCAGUCGCAUUUGCAAAACUUUGUGGUGAAUUUUUGUGGGCAAACUAGCCUUUUGUCAAUAACCCAGAGGUCACUUCCAAACCAAACAUGUUAACAGUCUGACGAGCUAGAAUCUGCUAAUUUUCACCUGAUUAUUCCCAAAUGCUCGGCUUGCUAGCGACAUGGUUUCAGUUUUCCCGUAGAAAAUUCACGCGCGAAGCUAAACGUGACCGCGCCUUAAAGGGCCAUUCACACGGAACGGGUUGUGGCGUUCAAAAACGCGGGAAAAGUUUCAAAGCACUGCCUGACUUUAAGGGCGUCAGUGUAGCAUUAUUAUUUUUUUUUUUUUACACCGAACAACGACUGAAAACGGCGCCGCGUGUUUUCCAUUCCUAGGCGCGGUUUCCCGCGUUUUUAACAAACCCGCGUCGCGUCUGGAGCGAACGGCCAGUUAUCAAAACGCUGAAGCGUUGUUUAUCCGACGUAGAUGUCGCCUGACACACACUGACCUGUAUCCGAGGCGAUGGGAUAAACGGGCGGCCCGUCUCACCAUUAAUUACAUUUCAUCCUGGGUUUAACGCAGACGUCGCACGCCAGGCCGAGCGCGUCGCGGUGACGUUCGUUUCCCGCCGGGCUCACGUGCGCCGGCCCCCACGCGCCUUUUCGUCUCCGUGCACCCGUCGUAACGCGCGCGUUCAGAGCUCUUUCUUAACGACGGCGAUUGCUGCUGAAGGCCGUCAGCCGGCGACAAUUAACGGAAUGAAAACAAAUGUAGCCCUGUUGUUAAACGGCGUCGAGUAUCAGCAGAAAAGAGGGCCUUAAUUAGAGGAUAUUUUUUAUUAAGGCUUCGUGCCGCUAUAUUUUGUCAUUGUGAGUGUCUGGUCUGUGUUCACUCGGAUACAAUUAUGCAAUUUUAUGCUUUAGUGCACAGGUUUACGCGGCAACACCUGACAAAUAUAACUCAUGAUAGACGGAAAGAAGUUAUUUUUACACCGCUCGCAUUUACGCGCACUAGUCUCGAUAGAGGGAGCCGAUGAUAUUUCAUUAUCUGGACUUGAUAUAAAAUAUCGCAAUACAUUAACUGAAAGCACUUGCUUCGUGUGCAACGUCUUAUACUGUUUAUCUAAUUGCACCGUUUUGUUCCUUCUCCUCGUUUCCCCAAAGUUCAAUAGAUUUUACUCCUCUUCCUCCCGAGGGAGAGAACACUUGGUGACUGUUAUUAUUAUCUAUCUCACUUGCUGGCUGUACUAGUUUUUACUCUGAGCUGUGUGUAAAUAGAAACUGCCAUUGUAAUUGUGCUACGGUGACAAUGUUCUGGUGCUCGUCAGUGCCGCUGUUGUUGUUUUCUUUGGUGUAAAGACCUCUUCCGAGGGGCCCGUAUUCGUACGAGCUCCCGGUUCGUGGUCGUGGAAAAAUAAAGACAAAUUUUUUCGGCAGCUGUUUACUACA
Messenger RNA from Puntigrus tetrazona (Sumatra barb), 10068 nucleotides. It is a transcript of the gene znf704, whose product is annotated as zinc finger protein 704. The coding region runs from base 450 to 1781 and encodes 443 amino acids. The record is from RefSeq and is a predicted model, not a curated record. Gene Ontology annotation, molecular function: RNA polymerase II cis-regulatory region sequence-specific DNA binding; DNA-binding transcription factor activity. Lineage: Eukaryota; Metazoa; Chordata; Actinopteri; Cypriniformes; Cyprinidae. Gene Ontology annotation, biological process: regulation of transcription by RNA polymerase II. Gene Ontology annotation, cellular component: nucleus. The transcript has 8 exons.